AUGAUCAAAUCCUUCAAGCAAACAUUUCUGUCCCUGGAUCUGCAGUCCCCUCGGUGGAGCUCAGCAGAGACAACGGCAAAGGAUUAUGAAGUGCAUCAGUACGAAACAGUGAAGUAGGUCAGCAUGGUCAUUAGGGGAGAAACCCAGAAGGAGGCGAUGCGCCAGGGCUUCUGGAAACUCUUCCACUACAUCCAAGGGAAGAAUGAGAAAGAAAUAAAGAUCGAUAUGACUGUGCCAGAGACAUGCCUGAUAAAACCUGGCUGCACAGACUUCAAGAUCUCUUUUUUUGUACCAUUUGAACAUCAGGACUCCCCACCACAGCCCACGGACUCAGAUGUGUUUAUUGAGGAGCGGAAGGCAGCAUCAAUCUUUGUCCGGUCCUUUAGUGGAUUUGCCUCCCCAGAGAAAUAUGCUGAGGAAGCUGAAGUCUUGGCCAGAAUCUUAAGAAACAGAGGCCAACCAUUCCAUCAAGACUUCUUCUAUACUGCAGGCUACGACAGUCCCUUCAAGCUCUUCAACAGGCACAAUGAAGUCUGGUAUUUUAAGAAGUAA
Molecule: messenger RNA, 552 nt
Organism: Antrostomus carolinensis (chuck-will's-widow)
Lineage: Eukaryota; Metazoa; Chordata; Aves; Caprimulgiformes; Caprimulgidae
Gene: HEBP2
Product: heme binding protein 2
Exons: 4
Cellular component (GO): cytoplasm
Molecular function (GO): heme binding
Source: RefSeq, a predicted model, not a curated record